Salvia miltiorrhiza (redroot sage) is the source of this 1179-nucleotide messenger RNA. Its product is annotated as 60S ribosomal protein L21-1-like. NCBI's taxonomy places the organism in Eukaryota, Viridiplantae, Streptophyta, Magnoliopsida, Lamiales, Lamiaceae. The record is from RefSeq and is a predicted model, not a curated record. Gene Ontology annotation, cellular component: cytosolic large ribosomal subunit; ribosome. The transcript is spliced from 2 exons. Gene Ontology annotation, biological process: translation. Bases 121 to 615 code for a protein of 164 amino acids. Gene Ontology annotation, molecular function: structural constituent of ribosome.
AGCCAUGAGCGGCCCAUUCCCCUGAGAAAACCUUAAAACCCUAAUUAUUUUCCCAAUAUAUAUGAUUCAUCAUCUUUCCCCAAAACCCUACACUCACAUUCAGCUCAACCUAUCAGAACAAUGCCGGCUGGGCACGGACUGAGGUCGCGGACCAGAGAUACGUUCUCGCGGCCUUUCAGAAAGAAGGGUCCGACCCAUCUCUCCACCUACCUCCGCACCUACAAAACUGGAGACUAUGUGGAUGUCAAGGUUAACGGGUCGAUCCACAAAGGCAUGCCUCACAAGUUCUACCAUGGUCGAACGGGUCGGGUCUGGAACGUCACCAAGCGCGCCGUCGGCGUUGAAGUCAACAAGCAGGUGGGCAACAGAAUUAUAAGGAAGAGAAUUCAUGUUCACAUUGAACAUGUUCAGCAAUCACGAUGCCAUGAAGAGGUGAUGCUGAGGAUAAAGAAGAACGAUCAGUUGAAAGCUGAAGCGAAGGCGCAGGGUAAAAUCAUAAGCACGAAGCGUCAGCCAGAAGGGCCAAAACCUGGAUUCAUGGUGGGAGGUGCAACAUUAGAGACUGUAACUCCGAUCCCCUAUGACGUUGUCAACGAUCUCAAGGGUGGUUACUAAGGAUUGGCUCUAGGCUUAUCAGUUGUAGCGGAGAGUUGCAAAAUCAGUUAUGGUGGAGAUAAAGGCUGCAGAAUCAGUUGUAGCGGGGAGUUGCAAAAUCAGUUACAAUGGAGAUAAAAAGAGUUGAUUGUAGCAGAGAGUUGCAAAAUCAGUUACGGUGGAGAUAAAGCACUACAAAAAAACGCGAAAAUAGCGGCCAAAAUUAGCGACGGUGAAGCCGCAGCCGGCAAUUACCGACGGCACGGCGGCGGCAAAAACGGCGACCCUCCUUUUGCCUAUUACCGGCGCAUUACCGACGGCAAAACAACCGCCGCUAAUUAGCGGCGGUUGUGUCGUCGCUAAUUUAAAUAUAUGUUAAUUUAAAUACAAAUUAUUUAUUACCGACGGCGUUGCCGCCGCUAAUCACCACCGCCGGUGACAUCCGGCGAUAGCACCACCGCCGUCCGGCCAAAAUUACCGACGGUAAUAUUUACUAAGGUUAUGAAUGGUGUAUAAACUAGAUUGAUAAAAAAAAAUUGAAAAUUAAUAAUAAAUUAAUUAAUAAAUAUUUUUCCGACAUAAAAA